AUGAACCUCAUCACUUCAACGGGAAGAAACCUAUCUAGAACUUGUCCAACCUCCCGCGUAUCGCUUCAAAGAUGUAUACGGCAAUCGUCGACUCUCCUUUCAAAAGUGGAUGAUAGACCACUAGCAGGUAUAAAAGUCGUUGAUCUGACUAGGGUACUAGCUGGUCCUCUAGCUACGAUGAUGCUGUCCGACCUUGGUGCCGAUGUGAUCAAGAUCGAAACACCUAAACAUGGUGACGAUACUCGCACAUGGUUACCGCCCUCAGCGACGUUUCCUAAAGAUGGAUCAUAUCCCAGACCUGAUUUACCCCCUGAAUCAGCUUAUUUCCUUCAGGCAAAUCGGAAUAAACGAUCAUUGACAUUGAAUUUGAAGUCUGAUAAAGGAAAGGAAGUGAUUCAGAAGUUAGUUCGAGAUGCUGAUGUCUUAGUGGAGAAUUAUGUACCGGGAAAACUUGACCAAUUCGGUUUAUCAUAUGAACAAGUUAGAGAGAUCAAUCCUAAGUUGGUUUAUUGCUCAAUCACCGGAUACGGAUCGACAGGACCAUAUUCUAAAUUUCCAGGAUACGACGUGGUCAUAGAAGCAGAAGCGGGUUUGAUGCAUAUAACCGGAGAGAAGGGAGGAACACCAGUCAAGGUCGGAGUAGCGGUGACUGAUAUAUUGACGGGACAUUAUGCUCAUUCAGGAGUAUUGGCAGCGUUGAUUAAGAGAGGAAAGACAGGGAAGGGUUCAAGAGUGGAAGUAAGCUUGUUCGAAAGUCAAAUCGCAUCUCUAGUAAAUAUAGGAGCGAAUUACCUGAUUUCGGGAAAAGAAGCUACUCGAUGGGGAACUUCUCAUCCUUCUAUAGUACCUUAUCAAGUUUUCCCAACAUCCAAUUCGUUUAUCAUGGUUUCUGCAGGAAACGAUACUCAAUGGUCUAUACUUUGUUCACCUACAGCAUUAGAUAAAAGGGAAUGGAUAAACGAUGAGAGGUUUGCUAAGAAUCAAAAAAGAGUGGAAAAUAGAGAUGAAUUGAUCAGGUUGAUAGAAGAUGCAAUGAAGGAAAGAACAACAGAAGAAUGGUGUAAAAGAUUCAAAGGGAAAGGACCAAUCAACAAUAUAGCUCAAACGUUCGCUCAUCCUCAAGCUAUUGCGAGACAGGUUGUAGAAGAAAUCCAGCAUCCAAGAGCGGGUAAGAUCAGAUUGGCUGCUGCGGCUACCUCGUUUGACGGCGAGAAACCCACGCUAUAUCGACCGCCGCCGUAUCUCGGUCAACAUACACAUGAAAUCCUUGAAGAAUUGGGAUACAAUGAAGGCGAUAUUAUCAAGAUGGAACAAGGAGGAGUCGUCUAG
Messenger RNA from Kwoniella shivajii, 1329 nucleotides. RefSeq lists its product as uncharacterized. The transcript has 12 exons. NCBI's taxonomy places the organism in Eukaryota, Fungi, Basidiomycota, Tremellomycetes, Tremellales, Cryptococcaceae. Bases 1 to 1329 code for a protein of 442 amino acids. The record is from RefSeq and is a predicted model, not a curated record. Gene Ontology annotation, molecular function: catalytic activity.